Molecule: messenger RNA, 2025 nt
Organism: Copidosoma floridanum
Lineage: Eukaryota; Metazoa; Arthropoda; Insecta; Hymenoptera; Encyrtidae
Product: nose resistant to fluoxetine protein 6-like
Molecular function (GO): acyltransferase activity, transferring groups other than amino-acyl groups
Source: RefSeq, a predicted model, not a curated record
AUGGUUUCGCGGGCAGUUGGAGAGCGCGACUCGCUUGAAAUGCACCGGCUCGACGUCACGGUCCUGCAGCUCUCGCUCGUACUGCCGUGGAUCAUCUUGGCCGGCGCUGCCGACGCUCCCGCCGGUCUCCUACAGCGGGAUCGGCUCGUGGAAAAGUUCGGACUCCUCGCGCCCGAGGCCUUGCUCGCCAAUUACCGGCUCGCCAGUGUCAAGGACGACCAGCGUGCCAACGGCUCCUGCGCCCGCGCUCUCGACACUUACACUCGGGCCAUCGACCGAAGAGAGCCAUGGGCCUUGAAAAUGCUGGACGCGUCGUCGACCACGCCGUCGGGCAUCCUCGAGGGCAACAUCGUGGAGUUGGGCUCUUACGACGAGUGCGUGCGAGUGAGGGGCGAAUCGGCGGGCUUGACGAUCAGGGCCCAGCACUGCAUGUACGAGAUCGGGGAGAUCCGCGAGCGCAGCAUCAUACCGUACAACCCAACCAUGUCGAUUUGUCUGCCGCGCAGCUGCACCGUCGACGAUCUCGCUCGCCUCGUCAGGGCCACCGCCAACGCGACCGGCAAAUCGAGGGACCAUUCGACGACCUUACCGGUCUCUGCCUCUUGUACCAACGAGGAGUGGACGUUUUGGGACGCGGAACUCCUCGCCCUCACAUGGUCCACGUCGGGUAAGCCUCGGGGAGAGGCCGGAAAAUUGGCGAGGUUUUCCUUCGUAAGGAGUACCCAGGCGGUUCUCACUCUCAGGCCCCAGUCGAGCAACGUCCCCGUCAUCAAUGGCAUAAGGUUCAUCAGCUCGUUGUCGAUCAUCCUGUUGCACGAGUACAUUUUCUUCGGCCUCGUGGUCAACUCCAAUGUCUUUUACAUUUACGAGUGGUUGUCCUCGUGGAGGUCGGUCGUGCCGUUGCUCACCAGCUUCUCCGUGGACACGUUUUUCACGCUCAGUGGGUUUUUCAUGGUCUGCUCGUUCCACAAGCAAGUUGCGAGGGACGACUUCAACGUGAUGCGCUUUUAUCUGCAUCGGUUCAUAAGAUUGACGGUGCCAAUAAUACCGAUAGUCUUCAUCGCAAUUGUCGUGCUGCCGAAACUGGGCUCGGGGCCUCGGUGGCAAUGGACCAAAGAGAUAUUUCUAACGAGUUGCCACUCCAAGUGGUGGUCGCUGCUGCUUCACGUGCAAAAUCUCGUUCAAGUGGACAAUUACUGUUUGCUUGAACUGUGGAGCUGCAGCGCGGACAUGCAGUUGUACACUGUAUCGCUGCUGAUUGCUUAUACCUUCCGAAAGAAACAAGAAACGGCGAUAAAAAUUUUUGCCAUGUUGGUGGCGACGUCAAUGAUAGCCACUGCGAGUAUCGUUGGGCUCAACGGAUAUUACACGACUUUCAUAUCGCACGAAGUUAACGUGAAAUUCGUACUGGAGUCAUUCAAUAACGUUUACCUGAUGACUUACACCCGAUCGUCUCCAUUUUUCAUAGGUGCUCUUUUUGGGUACUUGGUGCAAAACAAAAAUUUUAAACUGACAAAGUCCGUUGCUCGCAGAGGCUGGAUACUGACUAUCGUUGGCUUUCUAACGUAUCCGAUCGCACUGAGGAUUAUAUCAGACGUGAACUAUAAGUACACGUUAAUUUUUGAAAUGUUCAGCUCAGCUUUCUCGAGACCCGUUUGGUCGCUUAUGAUUUGCUGGAUUAUUUGGUCGAGCGUUAAUGGCGUUGCAGGACCAGUAGUAAAUUUUCUAUCUUGGAAGUACUUCCUGCCUCUGAGUCGACUUUCUUAUUCCAUUUAUUUGGUGCAUCUCGUUUUUCCUAUAUUUCGUACAAUGACUUCGAAAAAUUCAUGGUACUUCAGCGAUUUGAUAUUGAUGCAUUCUUUUCUUAGUAAUCUUAUGUUGAGCAUCAUACUGGCAUUUGUGUUCUGUAUUACAUUUGAAGUACCGGUGUUUGUUUUGGAUGAUCUGAUAAUAAAAGGAAAAAGCAGAACUUUUGGUAAAAUUGAGAAGCUAAAUGUUAAAGACACGAAAUGUCACGAUGAAUGA